Messenger RNA from Radiomyces spectabilis, 1329 nucleotides. RefSeq names its product GTP-binding protein ypt5. Bases 210 to 989 code for a protein of 259 amino acids. The transcript is spliced from 5 exons. Gene Ontology annotation, cellular component: endosome. Gene Ontology annotation, molecular function: GTPase activity; GTP binding. NCBI's taxonomy places the organism in Eukaryota, Fungi, Mucoromycota, Mucoromycetes, Mucorales, Radiomycetaceae. The record is from RefSeq and is a predicted model, not a curated record.
CUCGAGAGAAGAAGAAGGAAAAAGGAAAACGAAAGGGCUCGGGCGGGUCAUGCGCGAACGCCCAAAAUAAAAGUUUCAAUGAUAUCAUAAGUCCGAGCCAAACCGAAACCCGAGUGACGUGGAUUUGGACUUCCGACACUCAAAAAUCCUUGGUUCUUUUGUCUUUUCUCUUUUCCCAGUUCAGACAACACCACAUUGUAAAAAAGCGAAUGUCGGCCAGCAAUUCACCACAAAGUUCAGCACCAUACAGUCCGGCUGUCGACAGCAAUUUGUCAGCGACGGGAAAUAAUAAUCCUGCUCAAUCUCUGUCCACUGCAUCAAAUACCAAGCCCGUCAAUGUCAAAUUGGUUUUACUAGGUGAAGCGGCAGUAGGCAAAUCCAGUUUGGUCAUUCGGUUUGUGAAUCGUGAUUAUGUGGAGAACAGAGAACCCACCAUUGGAGCGGCCUUUCUGACUCAAAAAUGCACGGUGGAGGAUCGCACCAUCAAAUACGAAAUUUGGGACACAGCGGGCCAAGAACGAUUCCAUUCCUUGGCGCCCAUGUAUUAUCGCAAUGCCCAGGCCGCAGUGGUGGUGUACGAUGUGACCAAGAGCUCGACUUUGGAAAAGGCCAAAAGCUGGGUCAAGGAACUGCAACGCCAAGCCAAUCCUCACAUCGUGAUUGCUCUAGUGGGAAACAAGAUUGAUUUGGUGGAAGGCGAAGAAGAGGCAGAAGAUGGCGAUGAUACAGCGAGUGUGACCCGUCAAGUUUCGACCGAGGAAGCAUCCGCUUAUGCUUCAGAGGCCGGCCUUUUAUUUUUUGAAACGAGCGCUCGAACCGCCCUCAACGUGGAUCAAGUAUUCACAGAAAUAGCCAAAAGCAUUCCCUUGGAAUAUAUCAUGUAUAGUCGUCCUGGUGCUCGAUCGGGCGCUGGUCAAACCAAUCCCCGAAUUGAUCUCUUGCGUGAAGGUGGCGCCAAUGGUCGCGGAGCUGGCGGAUGUGCAUGUUAAAGCGUCUAAACAGAGCUGCUUAAAAAAAAAAGACAGAAAAAACUCAGAAAAAAACAACCUUUACCAUGCAACUUGGGAAGAGAAUACUGAUUUUAUAGGUGGUCAUCGUCCUUAUUAUUGUAUUUCAUCCCUUAUCAUCAAGCCUUGUCCCGUUUCCUGAUCGCUGAAUCUCACUAAUAUUCAUAUCUUAUCUCUCUCUUUUUUUCCCUCUCUCUUCAAUGUUUUCCCCCCUAUGUUACUUAUUAUUGGCCAUCUUCAAUAUAUCGUCUGUCCCCUUUUUGUUAAACCGUCGUAUCCUUCCAAUGCUUCUUCACAAUAGAGCAAUUUCAUCCACCCAAAA